Messenger RNA from Caenorhabditis angaria, 7781 nucleotides. Lineage: Eukaryota; Metazoa; Nematoda; Chromadorea; Rhabditida; Rhabditidae. The record is from the annotation of a GenBank genome assembly.
AUGAGCGAAAAUCAAGUGAUUGCGUUGAGAAAUGCGUUGGAAACGUAUCUGGGCGGUGAAAAGCUGAAAGUCGCUGAAAAAGAUGUGGGUUUUCUCCAAAAGUUUCAUUGAAAAUCGAGUUUUUUGCAGAAAAACGUUGCAAUCAUCCAGGAAACUCAUCGAACUACGAUUUACAAGAUCAAAAAUGAGAUGUUUGAUGAGAUUUUGGACCUGGCCACGCUUUCCAAAUAUAUUUUCAAGGCUGCUUACCAGGAGAUUUGUGAAAUUGUGCUGAAACUUGAGAAAAAAGCGAUUAAAGGAUCAACAAGCGAAACAAGGAUCAAAAAUGGAUUGUACAAUGUGUCGAUUGAGCAUUUGAAAAUUUGCAGUGAAAAUGGUAAGCGACGCGGUUCAGCGUUGCGUUUUUUGUCAAAAAAAAAACAUAGCGCGUGACCUAUUUUUUUCAAAUUUUCCAACCAAAAAAAUCAUUUUUGCAGAAAUCGAUAAUAAUCAAGUGCCGUGGGUGGUGUAUAUUUUGCAACUUUUGAAAAAACCCUACAUUUUAUCAAAUAUUCAUAUGGAAAAUGAGAUAAGCUAUUGUUUGUAUAGUUGUGCGGCAAAUUCGCAAUUGUAUUGGGUUCAACACGCACUUUUGCGAAGUGAGGAGGGUUUUUAGGGGGGUCGUGGCCGAAGUUUCAGCCAGGGAUUUCUAGGCCACCUCUUGGCUUUUCUCAUUUUCCACCAAAAAUACCGAUUUUUCUUCAGAUUUAUGGUCCACAAUUUGGCGUCGAAUCCAAAAUCCCGAAUUGGACCCUACAGUACUCGGAAACUACACAAAAACCAUCAUCGAAUUGCUGGAAAAUGUGAAAUUGGAUGUUUUUGAGCUCACUGGCUAUGGUUUGGCGAAAUUGGCGAUUUCGUCGCUGAAAAAAUCGAUUGAUGGAAGGACGGAGAGAAAUUUGUGGGUAUUUUGAGAAUUGUUGAAUUGUGGGAGGAAGAGUACUGUAUGCACCUUUAAAAUCUCAAAAAUUUGAUAUUUUUAUCCAAAAUUUAUCGAUUUUUAAAGGUAUAUACAGUAUUUUCAGCAAAAAGUAUUGAUUUCUGAGUUCUGAAGGCUCAAAAAAUCAGUAUGAACCUUUAAGACCCCGAUAAUCGAUAUUUUAGUGCUAGAUUACUGUAUGCACCUUUAAACUCUUGAAAAUAACGUAUUUGAAAUAAAAGUGUACGAUAAGAGCCUUCAAAAACCGUAGAAAUCAAAUUUUUAUGUUAAAACUACGGUAUGCGCCUUUAAAAAUCGGUUCUUACUGUAGAAAAAAACUUUAAUAUUAUCGAAAAUCUCAUCGGUACCACGCGCUCCACCGAAAUAAACACGCAACGCAGACCGCGUCGCGCCACAAUACACACAAAUAAGGGAACGAUUCAAAUUCCCUCCCUUUUGUGUGUGUUGUGGCGCGGCGCGGUCUGCGUUGCGUGUUUAUUUCGGUGGAGUGCGUGGUAGCGAUGAGAUUUUCGAAUACUGUAUGUGCCUUUGAAAUUCGCUUUAUUACUGUGUGCACCUUUAAAUUCCAUUUUUCUUGCAGCUGGACAACUUCUCGAAAAUCGGCCUACAUUCAAAUUCUGUCGACACUCCUCAAAACCCAUGCUCUUCACUCGCUCGAUUUUCUGCUCUUCGAAUUGCCCGCCAAAAAUUUGGCCGAACAUUUCGUCAGCCAACUAUCGAUUUUCGAACACUCACCAACACUUCAAUUUUUCGACGAUUUCUUCCGCUGCUUCCAAUUGCUACCCGCUGAAAAAUGCCGAGAAAAUGGGCGGAAAAUGAAGAAUUUGGCGGCGGAAUGCGCCGCGUUUAUGCUCGCCGGAGCGGAAAACGCGCUCACGAUACGCGGAGAACCGCCGGAAAAGUGUUGUGAAUUUUUGGCACGUGUGCUAGUUGUUGGAGAAUGUUGGGACGAGAUUGAGGUGGGUUAUUGGGUUAUUAUGACGUGGCAAAUUUUGGAAUUUUUUUGACACCAAAUUGAUUUUUUGGUGACAAAAUCUUGGCAAAAUUCAAGAUUUUUCAUUAAAAUUUGACGUUAAAAAUUGGUUUUACACGUGACACGUGGAAUAUUUUUUUUUGUCAUUUUUACAAUUUUUAAGUUCCAACAAAAAUGUGAGCCGAAUUCUCAGAAAACUAGGUAAAUUUUUGAAAUUCGGGGUUUUUGGCGGCAAAAAUUGGGUUCUACAGUAAAUCUAGGAUCAGGCUUAUUUAGGCUUAGAUAAUCUGGAUUUUUGACACUAAAUAAGCCUAAGCCUAGAUUCAGGGCCUAAAUUUAGGUCUAGACUUAUUUAGGCUUAGAUAAUCUGGAUUUUUUGACACUAAAUAAGCCUAAGCCUAGAUUCAGGGCCUAAAUUUAGGUCUAGACUUAUUUAGGCUUAGAUAAUCUGGAUUUUUUGACACUAAAUAAGCCUAAGCCUAGAUUCAGGGCCUAAAUUUAGGUCUAGGCUUAUUUGGACUCGAAAUAUCUGGAUUUUUCAUCUGUAACUUAGUUUUAAGCCAAAGUUCUAGCAUAGGCUAGUUUGGGCUCAAAAAAGGUGGAUUUUCGGCCUGAAACAUAGGCUUAGGGUUAAAUCUAGGCCCAGGCUUAUUUGGUCUUAGAAUAUCUGGAUUUUUGGCCUGAAACACGGGCUAAGAGAUAAAUUCAGGCCUAGGCUUAGGCCUAGGCCUAUUCGGACUCAAAAAAGGUGGAUUUUCAACCUGACAUUUGGGCCCAGACUUAUUCUAACUCAAAAAUCUCCAAUUUUUCCAGAAGCUCCGCCAAACUUGCACCCAACGAAGUCUCUCACUUCGAAUUCUCACCCAAAUCCUCAAAUCCCGCCCCUCCGCCCUCAAAAAUCGUCAAAAUCUGUUGGAUGAAGUGUGGAAGAAUCGUGAACAAUUCCAAAGUGAUGCAAUGCGUUGUGCCAUGUGUCAACUAUUUUCCGCCAAUUUUCCCGCGUUCAAAAAUUUUGGUGGCGCCGCCGCAAAAAUCGCCUCCGUCCUCAAAUACGCUCUAUCGCUAAUCACAAAUCAAUCAACACUUGCGGACGCCGCAAAUCUUGUCGAGACCAUUUUCCGCUACAGUACGCCGCGGAACCACGUGGCCGUUCCGCGUGAUCUUCUUCCGCGUGUCAUUGACACGUUGAUGACACGUGGCUCACCGAAUUCGCCGCCUAUUCAAAAAGCCGUCUCCGCCUUCUUGGCACACGUGGAUUUUGAGGAGAAUUGGCAUUUGGCCAGCUUUUUUGAGAUGAGAGAUGAAGAGGAGGAAGAGACGCAGAGAAAACGAGAGAGAUGGAGGUAUUGUUGAUCUACAGUACUCCUUAAAAACAUUUUUUAAAAAAAUUUCCAGAUUCCGAAAAUCGAUAAUUGAUUGGCUUCUGACUUCGACCAACUCGCUGACACCAAAAAUUUUGCGUCAAAUCUGCAAAUUUCAGCCACAAAUGUGCAAUUUCGACGAAUUUCAGCCGUGCCACGUGGAUCCGCUGAAAAUCCAGAUGCAAAAUCUGAAAUUGCUCAAAAUUCCGGAGCCCGAAGAGCAUCUUGAAGACGGAAAAAUGAUUGAAGAACUUGUCGCAUCAUUGCCACGUGGCAUUUUGCUGGAAACGACUGAAAAUGAGAAUUUUGAAGAGGUUUUGAAGAUGCCGAUUGCCGAAUUGGAGAAAUUAAAAAUGUCGGAGAAAUUUUCGCGGAAAAUUUUGGAGAAAUGCAUUUUUGAAAAUGAGGAUGAUGUUUAUGACGUGGCGUUGAGAUUUGAGAAAUUUGCGAUGGUUUUGACGCAAGAUGCGUUGCGAGAAGCGAAAGAGAAGAUUUUGUAGGUUUUUGGCGGAGUUCAAUAGAGCGCACUUGCUUCUUCGAACUGAAAAAUUUGGAAUUUUUCCAUGAAACUUUGAAAAUCGCUCAUAAAAUCGAUAGUUCAGUAGAGCGCACUUGCAUUUUUACACUGGAAAUUUGAAAUUUUCCAACAAAAAACCAUCAGUUCAAUAGAGCGCACUUGACCUAUUUUCUAUUUGAAUUUCGAAUUUUCCCAUAAAAAUAACAGUUUGCAUUAGAGCGAACUUGCAUAUUUCAACCGAAAAAUUCACUUUUUCACUAUUUUCAGUGGAGCGCACUUGCUUUUUCCUCAGCUAAAAAUUCGAAAUUUUCUUCCAGCCGUCUAACAUCGGAUGUUCUGUCAACAAAAUCAUCAAUCGAAGAAUCGGACGCAUUCCUGAUUCAAACAAUCACCCUAAACACUUGUCUGAAAUUCCAGAAAAAUGUGAAAUUUUCUGGAAAUCUUCCGCUCGACCCAUAUUUUGUCGCCGAAUUUCCGGAAAAUGUCGAUUUUUCGCGCGAAACAUCGCUCAAAUACCUGCGAAAAUUGCGAAAUUCACCAUGGUUUGCGCAGAAUAUUGUGAGGAAUCUCGUGGAAAAUGAGCCGAGAUAUCGUGGAUUUUUAGCACCAAUUUUGAGCCACGUUUUGGCUCCAAAAAAUGAGAAUUUGCUGAUGGUUUGUGUGGCGAAAAUUGCGAAUUUUCGAGAAGUUUUGCGAUUUUUUUCAAGUGAAUUUCGACACGAAACAGAUGCGAAAAUUGCCGUUUUUGAAAUUUGAAAAUGAGGAAAAAUUGAAAAAAUGUCAAAAUUAUUUGAAGUUGCCGAAAAACGUGGAACUCGAUGUGGAAGAUUAUCGAUUAUUGAUGGGAACUUGUAAAUUGUCGCGAAUCGCUUUUCAGUUUUGGCGAAUUUUCCGAGCGAAUCCCGGAGAGAUUUUGGAGGUUUUGGUGGAGUUUGUGAGUUUUUUGGGGGCUGAAAAUCGGAAAAUUUUGACUGAAAAUUCAGAUUUUUUGUGAAUUUUUAGCCUAGAAAAAUUCACUGUUUCAAAAUUUUGGUAUAAAAAUUUUUUUGAAUUUUUUGGUCCAAAAAUGCCAUAAGAAAAAAACUAAACACUCUGAUUUGAAAAUUUUAAAAAUUCUUAGCCUAAUAAAUUUGAGAAUUUCCAGUUUUCUCUCUGAAAAACUGAAAAUUUUGACUGAAAAUUUGGAUUUUUCAUGAAUUUUUGAUCUAAAAAAAUGUACUAUUUCAAAAUUUUUCUAUUAAAAAAAUUGGAAUUUUUUUUGAUACACCAAGUUUUGAAAAAUCUGAUACUAUCGAAUUUUUGCUGAAAAUCUACAAAUUUUGACUGAAAAUUUGGAUUCUUCGUGAAUUUUCAGCCUAGAAAAUUGAUUUUUACUUACAAAAUUCAAUUUAUUUUUUUCCCGAAAAUUUACUGUUUCAAAAUUUUGGGAUAAAUAAAAAGUGGAUUUUUUUCGUUCCAGCUGAAUAAUUUUAUUAAAAUUAUGAAUUUUAGGCGUUUUUUAUCUGAAAAUCUGAAAAUGUACAAAUUUUUACUGAAAAUUUGGAAUCUUCGUGAAUUUUCAGCCAUUUUUUGGCCCAAGUCUGAAAAUUUCAUCGAUUUUGUUGCAGGUUGAUUCCUGUGAGCGCCUAGGCUUCCAUCAACGCCUCAAAACCGUGCUCGAAACAAUUUGGAGCUCGGAAUUUGCUCAAAAAUCGUCACAAAUCGUCAAAUUUGUCAUGGUUCGAAUUUUGUCGCGAAAUCCUGGUGAAAAUUCAAAUUCGGCGUCAAAAUUAGUAGAGAAUUUUGUGAAAAAUGGGCUUGAUGAAAGAUUGAUGGAAAAUUUGGAGAUAUUUGCCGAUCCACGAUUUUAUGCGGAAUUGCACCGAUUUUUGAGGGAAGAAAAAGGAAAUUGUGAGUUUUUGGGCCCAAAUUUGGGUCCUCAGGCACGAAAAUCCACGUUUUUUGACACCGAAUAAGCCUAGGAGUACUGUAGAGGCCCUAAGCCUAUUUUAUAUCAAAAAAUCUGGAUUUUUCAGCCCAUUUUCUUUCAGCUCAACCCGAAAACCAGAAAAUUUUCGAGAUUUUAUCCCAAAUCUGGAGAUAUUUACCCGAACUUCGCUCCGCCAUCCAACCAAUUGUUGCUCAAUUUUUCGCGCACAAAAAUUUCCCGCAACCAGCCACGCGUUUCGACGCGGAAAACCUCGCGGAAACGCUCCGCUUCAAACUCGCUCUACGGAUAAUGUCACGUGGCAAUGGCGCGAAACUACGAAAAUUUGAAUUGACCACAAUGUGUGUGAUGUUUUUGGAGGAUUGGAAAGAGUUGGCAUAUUUUCAAGUGACUUGCGGCGAACUUGGGAAAACAUGGAGCAUUUGGGAAAUUGUGUAGAGAAAUUGGAGGCGAAUUGAAAGAUGAGAAAAUGAGGAUUUUGGCAAGGAUUGGACAGGUUUUUGUGAGUCUUUUGGGCCUGAAAAUCUGGAAAUUUUGACUGAAAAUUCGGAAUUUUCGUGAAUUUUUAGUCUAGAAAAAUUUACUGUUUCAAAAUUUUGAUAUAAAAAUUUGUUGGUUUUUUGCUUUGAUUUUGAUUGGUAAGAAUCUAAAAGAAUUUCGAAUUUCAGACAAUUUUUAGCUGAAAUUCUGAAAAUUUUGACUGAAAAUUUGGAAUUUUCUUGAAUUUUUAGUCUAGAAAAAUGUACUGUUUCAAAAUUUUGAUAUUAAAAAAGAUUUUUUGAAUUUUUUCGGUGCCAUUUCUGUUAUAACCAAUAAAAAAUUAUGAAUUUCAGGCAAUUUUUAAGAUAUUUUCUAUUUUUUUCACUGAAAAUUCAGAAUUUUCACGAAUUUUUGUUCUAGAAAUCAAUAAUUUCCUCAAUUUUCCAGCCCGAAAUCGCAAUGAUGACAAUUCCUCAAUUACUUCAUUCACAUCUAUCCGAUCAUCCAAAUUCGCGAGAAUCCCUCGUCGCUCGAUUCCUAAAAAUCGCGCGAUUCUGCGACAAAUCAAAUCGUGAUUGUGUUGAAUGCCUCGCUGAAUGUGUUGAUUCAAUUGGUCUUGAUGUUUUUGCUGGAUUUGAAGAUCUAGAAGAAGAUCGAGCUGGAAUUGAGAUCUUCCGAUUCUUCGAACUCGCUAUGGUUUUUUUGAAAUAUCGAUUUUUGGAUCACUCAUUUUUCAUAGCGAAUUUGAUUUUUGAUCGAAUCUCCUAUAAAAAUCGCAAUCUUAUGAUGAUUCAACGAAUUUCGAUUGCUGACUUCAAAUCUGAAAAUGCUGAAAAACUUCUGGAAUUGCUCAGGAAUAUUUAUUGUGCUGAAAACAACGCGAUUUCGCUGGCAACUUUGCCCAGCGAUGAAUCGUGGGAGACUCGCAAAAUCGCGUUGGCAUCUGCCAAUUUUUCGCUGAAAAAACUGAAGAUUUUCAGCGAAUCUGAGCGAAAAUCGCGCGAUUCGACGAUUUGCGAAUGGAUGUGUGGAAUGCGCGAAACCGCGGCGAAUUCUGAGUCGCAGAAAUAUUUGGCGGCGAUUUUGCGCGCGAAUUUUGAGAAUGAAUGCUAUCCGAAACAUGUGGAUUGUGUGGAAAAGGAGAUUUAUAGGAUUUUGUAUCAUCUGGAGGGCCCUAGGCCCGGCCCGAGCCCCCUAAGCCUAGAUUUUGAAGAAUUCCGGUUGGUCCAAGUGGCCCUUGGCCUUUUUCCACCACAAAAUAUUUUGGAACAUGUGAUUGCGACGAUUCGAAAAAUUCGCGAGAAAUGUGGCGAAAAUGGCGAAAUCCUGCGAGUCGCGAAAAUGUUGGCCGAAUUGGAGGCUUUUGAUGCGGCACUUAUGAUUUUGGACAAAUGGAAGGAACAAUGUGUCGAGGUGGGGGAUUUUUUUGGAGACCUUGGGCUGAAAAUCUGAAAUUUUCGACUGAAAAUUUGGAUUUCUCAUGAAUUUUUUAUCCAGAAAAUUGAAAAUUUCUAAUUUUUUAGCUGAAAAUCUACAAAUUUUGA